UUGUGCAGUAUGUAGACAGCGACGGAGCCUAUUGUCCUCGCAGCUUGUACGAUUGUAACAGUCUAGAAUCAGAACUGCAUUCAUCUGCAGACCUCAUCAUUACGCCAGAAUUCAUGACGUCCUCGGAUGAUGACAAUUACAUUGGAGAAAUUUGCAAGUUCUUCAAACGUGCGGAGUGUUCCGAUCCAGUCUUGAGCCAGUGUAAAGGUGAAGUGAUCUAUGCUACAAAGGCUUUCAAACUUCGGCAGCAAUAUAUCUGUGGCGAAAGAUUCACGAGAAAAGGUUUACAAAGUAUGAAGACGUGCGUGCAUAAGUUCAACCGUCACUUCUCAACGUGCCAUCAGAAACGUCACACACUACUUGAAGAAGCUGCGUAUGUCACCCAGACAACAUCAGACUCUGGCCCGUGGUGCAACCUGACCAAGGACUACAUCACCUGUGUGUACAGCGUCAUGGCUCUUGGGUGCACCAUGGAAGUCGCCGAGGAAUACAUGGAAACAGUCAACCAAUCAGUGCCCGUUUUGGAGGCGGUGUUUGGUCAUCGAUGCGCAUUUGGUCAUCCUUUAGAUCUUCUAAAGACAUCAGUACCAGGGCUAGAAAGUACUUCCAGCACGCAGAACCAGCACGAAGAUGACUAUGGGGUGGGCAGACGCUUUUCUCCCGUGUCUCGAAGAUCUGCAGCAGGAAAACAUCACCAUUCGUACAGUCUCAUAAUAUUAAUUCUUUCCAUUCGUGUUUAUUGUUUGAUACAAGAACGCUGUAUAGGAUGUGUGCACUUGGCUGCAGAAACUACUGGGCUAAUUAUCAGGUGA
Molecule: messenger RNA, 812 nt
Organism: Candidula unifasciata
Lineage: Eukaryota; Metazoa; Mollusca; Gastropoda; Stylommatophora; Geomitridae
Source: the annotation of a GenBank genome assembly